Molecule: messenger RNA, 10288 nt
Organism: Cherax quadricarinatus
Lineage: Eukaryota; Metazoa; Arthropoda; Malacostraca; Decapoda; Parastacidae
Source: RefSeq, a predicted model, not a curated record
UUAUUUUCAGAGUUGAAUAUAAUGGACACAUCACAACUUGCCACCAGUGCCAGACACUGUGAAGAGGAGGAGGAGGAUGAUGAUGAUAAAAUUGAAGAUGAAUGCCUCUUUAGGGGAAGCUUUGGUAAAAAAGAUGCAUCAAGAUGGGCUUCCAGUUCCAUACAUUAUGGAGAUUACCAUACCAGCCAUGAAGACAAGAACAGAAAUGACAGAAGUGGUUGGGGCCAAAGAAGAGGCAGAGGUAAUGAUUUUGGAAUGAGAAGAGGUGGUAAAGAGGUUGGAUUAGAUCACAGGAGAAAGAGAGACUACCCCAUAAGUUUCAGGGAACUGGAAAGGCUAUUACAAGUACCGUCUGAUGUAGUGGUCACAGAACUGUUAAGGAAAGGGUCGGGCUAUCAUCAACUUUUUGAAGAGGAUAAUGUAAAAGAUAAGUUUAUACUUUUGAUAAAAGUUCUCUCUCAUGCAUCUUCUACUCAAUCAAACAAAGAAAAUUUAUGUGACCUCUUCAACAAAACUUUUGAAACAAAGUUCAUAGACAAAUUGUGCAAUUUUGUAUUUUCUAUUAAGAGACUAUAUUUAAACAAUGCAAAAGCAAUUGUUCACUAAGUUGCUAGUAAUUUUGGAAGCAUAUGCAAAUGCAAUGCCAACUAAUGCCAUUGACAAGUUGCCCAGUUUAUUAGAUGCUUGCAUUGCAGUUUUGACACCAUUGAAGGAAAAGAAUUUGAUAAGUGAAAUACUUUUCAAACAAUAUGAAGACCUACAAGAAAUGCUGACAGAAGCCUCUAAACAGUGGGAACAAGAAAAAAAGCUUGAUGCUGAAGAAAGGAGAAGACAGAAGUAUGAAAUGGACCACAUGGAACCACCUGAUGAUUUUAAGGAAUAUUCAGUACUUCCCACACCUGGAGAUUUAUCAGCAGUUGAACGACCAUUUCUUCGCAAGAACAUAAUAAAGGGAAAAUAUAAUGAUCCUGAUCACUACUUAGACGUUCAGUUUCGACUUCUACGUGAAGAUUUUGUAAGACCUUUGAGGAAAGGAAUUCAGGAUUUCAAGAGUGAAGGCAAUAAAAUUAGGGAUGUAAGAAUUUACCAAGGUGUUACUGUUGUAGGAUCUCACAUUAAGAAUCUUGCAAUAAUUCAUCAUGUUCAGUUGAGUAUGUUAUAUGGAGUCAAAUUUGAGAAUUCCAAGCGCUUGUUGUAUGGUAAUCUUCUGUGUUUCAGCAGUGAUGGCUUCAGAACCUUGCUUCUUGCCUCAGUUGCUGAAAGAGAUCAGGAAUUGUUAAAAAAGGGGAUUAUUGGUGUUCAGUUUGAGUCUGAUAUUGAGAUGUUUGACAUGUCCAGUAAAUUCUUGAUGGUUGAGUCAAGGGCCUAUUUUAUGCCUUAUAAACAUGUCUUAAUGGCUCUGAAAAAUAUGUCUGGAACAUCUUUUCCUUUGGCACCUUACAUUGUUUAUGUUGAACCAAACAUUAAAUCUCCACUCUAUUUAGAUGAUGGAGAAAUAUAUGAUUUAAGAGUCAUUAGAAAUAUGAAAAUGAUGAAAAAAUCUGAGGCAUAUAAUACACUGUUUGACAUUGAAAUAGAUACUGAGGAACCUGAAGAUAGUCAGUGGAUGCACCUGAAAGAAGUGAAUGUUAAAGAGGAUCUCAGAGCAUGGCCAUCUGAAAAUGAUUUGGGUCUUGACAGUUCACAACGUAGAGCUCUUCGUAGCGGCUUGACACGUCAGCUAGCAAUCAUCCAAGGUCCUCCUGGUACCGGUAAGACUUUCAUAGGUCUCAAGAUCACACAGAUCUUGUUGCACAAUAGUCAGGUUUGGAAAAAUAUGGAUCAUCCAACACCCAUUUUGGUUGUGUGUUUCACCAACCAUGCACUGGAUCAGUUUUUGGAGGGAAUGAAUUCUUUUACAAGUAACAUUCUUAGAAUUGGUUCUAGAUCCAAAAGUGUGAAUAUAAAUCGCUUUCAAGUAAACUCAUUAGUCCAUACACUUCAAGAGCAAAGUGGUGUUCCAAGGUCCAUCCGAGACAGGACUUUUGAGUUACGGAACCAGAUAGUAUCACUUGAAAGUAAAAUAACUUUUAUGAGAAAGAUGAUAAAGAGUCAUAAAUCAAAUGAAGGGAUACUGUCCUUUGACCUGUUUAUAUCUGAAGGUAUUAUACCACCACAUUUGGUAGAACAAUUGAAAGUAGUUUCAAAUGAUAAGUUCACAGGGUGGUUGCUCUGUAACAUUCAACAAGAUAAUCAAGAAUAUCAUCUCCAGCUUCAGUUAGCAGAAUCUCAAGCUAAAACUACUUCCUUGAUGCAGGAAAAAAAUGUGGAAAAGGAGGAUGAAUCAGGUAAUGAGGGAGAUGAUCACUGGAAAGAUGUCCAGGAUCUGUGUGCUAUUGAAGAGCAAGAUAGACUGGUUGUAGAAGAAGGUUGGAAUCACAAUUAUGACUUAAAAUAUAAUAUUGAGUACAUGGACUAUGAAACAACAAAUGAUAGGCUUUCUGAGAAGUUAAAAAUAGCAAUGAAUGCUUAUGAGAAAGCAGCAGAUUCAGAUAAUAAGCUAAGAUGUACAAUUGUUGCUGGUCAGAUGGAAGCAUUAAAAAUUGGUCUUACAUUAUUUGGAGACCCCAGAGAAUUACAUCAAUUAGAAAAGGAACAGCAACUUAAUUUAUGGAGUCUUAGCAUUGAAAAGAGGUGGUACCUAUAUAAUUAUUGGUCAGAGAAGUUCAUCACCAAAAUAAAUGAUAAAAUUAAAAUUUUGGAAUCAAAUUACCAAAAGAUUUCACGGACCCUGCAAGAAACCCGGAACCAGGAGUAUUUGUAUGCCAUGCGUCAUGCCUCAGUGGUGGGCAUGACAACUACAGGAGCAGCUCAGUACAAUACUGUUUUGAAAGACUUGGCUCCUGCUAUUGACUCAAACAUCCUUGUUAUUGAUGUUAUUUAUGUUAUUGCCAUUGAUGUUAUUAUUGAUGUUAUUGCCAUUGAUGUUAUUCUGCAACUUGGCUAUAAUGGAGCCGUCGAGAUAUUUUUCCAGUCCCAGACAGAGGAGGAGGAGGAGGCGAGAGGAGGAGGAGGAGGAGGAGGCAGAGGAGGAGGAGGAGGAGGAGGCAGAGGAGGAGGAGGAGGAGGCAGAGGAAGAGGAGGAGGCAGAGGAGGAGACAGAGGCAAAGGUAGUGAUUUUGGCAACAGCAGAGGUGCUAAAAGUUUAGAUUGCUUGAGUGAGUCUCUGUCUUAUGAUAGAGCAUCAGGGUCAGACAGAAGGGGACAUCACAGAAGAGAGAGGGAAUACCCUAUGGGUUUCAAGGAAUUAGAAAGGCUAUUACAAGAACCAUCUGAUAUAGUGGUUACAGAACUGUUAAGGAAAGGCUCAGGCUAUCAUCUGCUUCUUGAAGAGGAUAAUAUAAAAGACGACAAGUUUGUACUCUUGAUAGAAGUUCUCUCGCAUGCAACUUCUACUCAGUCAAAUAAGGAAAACUUAUGUGACCUAUUCAGCAAAACUUGUGAAAGAAAGUUCAUAGAUAAAUUGUGCAAUUUCAUAUUUACAAUCAAAAGACAAUAUUUAAACAAGGCAGAAAUUUUUUUCGGUAAACUACAAGUGUUUUUGGAAGCAUAUGCAAAUGCAAUGCCAACUAAUGCUGUUGACAAGUUGCCCAAUUUAUUAGAUGCUUGCACUGCAGUUUUGACACCAUUGAAGGAAAAAAAUUUGAUAAGUGAAACACUUUUCAGACAAUAUGAAGACCUACAAGAAAUGCUGACAGAAGCCUCUAAACAGUGGGAACAAGAAAAAAAGCUUGAUGCUGAGGAAAGGAGAAGACAGAAGUAUGAAAUGGACUACAUGGAACCACCUGAUGAUUUUAAGGAAUAUUCAGUACUUCCCACACCUGGAGAUUUAUCAGCAGUUGAACGACCAUUUCUUCGCAAGAACAUAGUAAAGGGAAAAUAUAAUGAUCCUGAUCACUACUUAGACGUUCAGUUUCGACUUCUACGUGAAGAUUUUGUAAGACCUUUGAGGAAAGGAAUUCAGGAUUUCAAGAGUGGAAGAGGCAAUAAAAUUAGGGAUGUAAGAAUUUACCGAGGUGUUACUGUUGUAGGAUCUCACAUUAAGAAUCUUGCAAUUAUUCAUCACGUUCAGUUGAAUGUGCCAAAAAAGAUCAAAUUUGAGAAUUCCAAGCGUUUGUUGUAUGGUAAUCUUCUGUGUUUCAGCAGUGAUGACUUCAGAACCUUGCUUCUUGCCUCAGUUGCUGAAAGAGAUCAGGAAUUGUUAAAAAAGGGGAUUAUUGGUGUUCAGUUUGAGUCUGAUAUUGAGAUGUUUGACAUGUCCAGUAAAUUCUUGAUGGUUGAGUCAAGGGCCUAUUUUAUGCCUUAUAAACAUGUCUUAAUGGCUCUGAAAAAUAUGUCUGGAACAUCUUUUCCUUUGGCACCUUACAUUGUUUAUGUUGAACCAAAUAUUAAAUCUCCACUCUAUUUAGAUGAUGGAGAAAUAUAUGAUUUAAGAGUCAUUAGAAAUAUGAAAAUGAUGAAAAAAUCUGAAGCAUACAAUUCACUGUUUAAGUUUAAAAUAGAUACUGAGGAACCUGAAGAUAGUCAGUGGAUUUACCUGAAAGAGGUGAAUGUUAAAGAGGAUCUCAGAGCAUGGCCAUCUGAGAAUGAUUUGGGUCUUGACAGUUCACAACGUAGAGCUCUUCGUAGCGGCUUGACACGUCAGCUAGCAAUCAUCCAAGGUCCUCCUGGUACAGGUAAGACUUUCAUAGGCCUCAAGAUCACACAGAUCUUGUUGCACAAUAGUCAGGCUUGGAAAAAUAAGGAUCAUCCAACACCCAUUUUGGUUGUGUGUUUCACCAACCAUGCACUGGAUCAGUUUUUGGAGGGAAUGACUUCUUAUACAAGUAACAUUGUUAGAAUUGGUUCUAGAUCAAAGAGUGACACUAUCAAUAAAUUUCAGAUAAGUUCCCUUGUUCGUUCACUUCAAGGGGGCCGUGCUAUCCCACAAGCAAUUCACGAAAGGAACUAUGAUUUACGAAACCUGAUAAAAGAAUUUGAAUAUAAAGUGAAGAUGUUGAGGAAUAUGAUACUCUACUGUAAAGAAAACAGAGGGAUAAUAUGUCUUGACAUACUUAAGGAAGAAGGAGUUAUACCACCACAUUUGGUAAAACAGUUGGAAGUGGUUUCUGGUGAUAAAUUAACUGGAUGGUUACUUCUUAAUGUUCAGCAAGAGGAUCUUCAUCAUGUUCAGCAGCUUAAGUUUUCAAAUCCUCACAGUGAAGCCACUUCCUCAACGCAGGAAAAAAGUAAAGAGGAAGAGGAAGGUGACUUAAAUGGUGAUGAGUGGGAAGAUGCAGAGGAGUUGCUUGGUCUGGAGGAGCAAGAUAGAUUGUUGGAAGAAGAUAAUGGUGAUGAUGCAAAUUGUGAAGUACCUCGCCUAAAUUAUGAAAUAACAGUUGAUGACCUUACUGAGCAGUUAAACACUUUUAAGGAAAUAACAGAUGCAGAAUCUUACUUUAGACAUACUAUUCUCUCUGGUCAGCUGGAAGCAUUAAAUAUUGGUCUCAAAAUAACUGGAAACCAUUUUGAAUUAAGUCACUUGGUAAAGAAUCAGCAACUUAAUUUAUGGAGACUUGAUUUUCCAAAGAGAUGGGAACUAUAUAAUUACUGGUUAGGAAAACUCAUAGACAAAGUAACAAAUAAAGUUAAAGCUGUGGAAGCAGGUUACCAGAAGCAUUCUCGAGCCCUGCAAGAAACCCGGAACCAGGAGUAUUUGUAUGCCAUGCGUCGAGCCUCGGUGGUGGGCAUGACAACUACAGGAGCAGCGCAGUACAACAGUAUCAUGCAAGACUUGGCCCCGGCCAUUGUGAUCAUAGAGGAAGCAGCUGAGAUCCUUGAGUCGCAUGUCAUCACUUCCCUCACUGCCAACUGUCAGCAUCUCGUACUUAUUGGAGAUCAUCAGCAGCUGCGACCAAGUGCCACAGUGUAUGAACUAGCAACCAAGUACGGUCUGGAAACUUCUUUGUUUGAAAGAUUGAUCAAGAAUGGUCUUGCGACUCUGAUGAUAACAACAGCCAUGAAAACCAAUACGAAGCAGAGUUUAUCACAGGAUUGUGUAGACACCUUAUUUUACAAGGUUAUUCUUCAGAGCAGAUUACCAUCCUCACUCCUUACUCAGGACAGUUCUUCCUGCUACGUAAGCUUCAGCGAAAUCACCAGGCAUGUCAAGGUGUGAGGAUCUGUGUAGUGGACAACUUUCAGGGAGAGGAAAACAAUAUUAUCCUCUUAUCUUUAGUUCGCAGUAAUUUGGAAGGAAAUGUUGGCUUCCUUCGUACUGAUAACAGAAUUUGUGUCGCCCUCUCACGUGCCAAGCAUGGGCUGUACAUCACUGGAAAUAUGGACCUUCUUUGUACCUCAAGUGAACUCUGGAAGAAGAUUAAAAAUGAUCUUAAAGAAGAGAGCUCCAUUGGCAAUUCCUUAACUCUUAGGUGUGAAAAUCAUCCUGAUCAAUUAACAUCAAUAUCAUCAGGUGAAGACUUUGUCAACAAAAGUCCUGAGGGAGGAUGUCGUCAAAUAUGCGGUGGUUCUCUUCCACACUGCAAGCAUUCUUGUCCCAAGAUUUGUCACAUGGAUGAUUUACAGCAUGAAAUGUAUAAGUGUAGAGUUCCUUGUCCCAAGAUUCUUUGUGAGUUGGACCAUCAGUGUCCAAAGAAAUGUUGGGAAAAGUGUACACCAUGUGAAGUUCCUGUUGCAAAGGUGUUACCUUGUAGUCAUAUUCACAGAAUUCCUUGCCAUGUUGACCCAAGUAGCUACAAGUGUCCAACUGAAGUAAUUAAAGAAAAGCCUCUCUGUCAACACAAGGUUAAGAUGCCUUGCCAUUAUGAUCCAAAAGUAUUUCCUUGCCCCAUGGACUGUGAUACUAGACUGGACUGUGGUCACAAAUGUCGACUAAAUUGUCACCGUACAUCAGACCCAGACCACAUUCUUUACAAUUGUUUAGAAAAUUGUACAAGAUUGAAUGCAGGGUGUUCACAAAACCAUACAUGCAUAAAAAAAUGUUAUGAAGAGUGUGGAUCUUGCACAGUAAAAGUGAAGAAAAUAUUACCAUGUACUCAUGUGGUCAAUAAGGUUGAUUGUUCUGAGCGUGUUGAAGAUAUCAAGUGCCAUAAAUCCUGCAUUAAAACACUCAUGUGUGGUCAUCCAUGUAAGAAAGUGUGUUAUCAAGAAUGUGGCAACUGUGCAGUAAAAGUGAAAAAAACUGUACCAGGUUGUAAUCACACUGCUGAGAUGAAUUGUGAUUGGAAAUGCAAACAUCAGAAGUGUGAUAAACUUUGUGGUGACAAGUGUUCAAGAAAGCCAUGUGAUAAACCUUGUCCCAAGAAGUUGAAGUGUGGUCAUCCAUGUGUUGGCUUCUGUGGUGAUCCUUGUCCUCCACUGUGUCGCAUCUGUAAUGUUGAUGAACUUACAGAGUUUGUGUUGUUGGGCUUUGAAGAUGAUGAUGAUGCAAGAUUUGUAUCUUUGGAGGACUGUGGUCACACCAUUGAAGUGCAGGGCCUAGAGGGCUGGCUCAGUCAACAAACUGAGGAAAUUGGUAUGAAGACUUGUCCAAAAUGCAGGAAGCCCAUCUACAACAAUCGUCGCUAUCAAGACAUAAUACUUCAGACUUAUGAAACUGUGAAAGCUGUCAAGAACAAAUAUUAUCAAUCUCAGUCAAAAAUAAAGAGGAAGGAUAUUGAAAUAGUGUUGCAAGAUCCAGAAAUUGCUGCACGCUUCAUGACCCAGGUCAAAGAGCUGUUUAAGAAACUUGGUGUUGGUCCAUUGAAACAUAAGAAAGCCUUCAUCAAUGAAGGAGAACUGAGACUUAUACAGUUUCAAGCCCAAGUCCUUAAAAAAGCAACCAAGAUUCUGAUGUCUUUGUCUGAAGAUAAAGCUAGGCCUCUCAGUGCUAGGCCUUUGUUUGCAAGACUUCAUAGUGUACAUCUGGGGUCUAAGCAUGAAAUUCGUUUACGACCCAGAGUGGAAGCUAUUGUUGAACUUGUUAUGCAAAAAAAUACCAUCAUUGCCCCUCAAAUGGUUGAAGAAGUGAGCUGUGAACUGCAGCGUCUAAUGAUUCUUCCUGCUUACUGGAAUUUUCAAGAAAAAUUUCUGACCAACAGCAAUGAAAGUGUCAGAGUAAUCAAGGCACAGUUGGAUAAAUUAAUGGAUCCUACAGUAAAAUUUGAUUCAGUACUGGACACAAAAGUUUGUGCUCUUCUUAAAGAAAGUGAGAAGUAUUGUGGUGGCUUAGGAAUCAGUCAAAGUGAGAAGAUUAUGAUUUUGAAAACUAUGGGACUGAGACAAGGACACUGGUACAAGUGUCCUCAAGGACAUAUAUAUUGCAUCACUGAGUGUGGAGGAGCCAUGCAGGAAGGCACAUGUCCUGACUGUGGUUCAAAGAUUGGAGGUUCAUCCCACCGGUUAAGGAGUGAUAACACUGUGGCGGGAGAGAUGGAUGGUGCUACACAUGCAGCCUGGUCUGAGGCUAACAACAUGGCUAACUUCAACCUUCCUAAUAUAUAAAUGUUAGUAUCCACAUGUAAUAUCCAGCACAAUGUGUUUUAUAAUUUGAUUUGUGUUCAAAAUUUUAGAUGUUACUGUGCUUACAGUAUAUGUAUUGGUAGGUGGAUAUCUCUGACUUGUUAAUUACAUAAAAGAUUUACUGAUUAAUUUGCAUUUAACAUGAUUCUUUCUGUAAUAGUGCAGUGCUAUAUGACCCAGAGCUUAGUUUUGAUUAUAAUUAUAAUUUCCUUAAUAGUAAACUGAACUUACCAAUAGCCUCAGGUGCAAAGAUUUUAUAUAUAAUUUGCUCUCAUUUAUUAGUGAAUUAAUUUAGUUAUGUCAUGAGCAUCAUGUUACUACUGGUAUAUAAGUUAUGAUUUUUUUUAUUUAUUAUAAGCUAUUAGCCACCAAAGCAGAGCAUUUUUCCUCACCUUGUCUAGUUGAGUUUUGAAAGAAAGCUGUGAUCAACUCAGAUGUAAUUAACCAGCUAUUCACUGCAGGCAUAGGUAAACAGCUCCUUACUCAUGGCUUAGUUAACCACAUGUUAACUCCUGGCUUGGGUAACUAGCACCUCACAUCUGGUCUGGUUAACCCUUUGACUGUUUCGGUCAUAUAUAUACGUCUUACGAGCCACCGUGUUUGACGUAUACAUACUCAUAAAUUCUAGCGGUUUCAAAUCAAGCAGGAGAAAGCUGGUAGGCCCACAUGUGAGAGAAUGGGUCUGAGUCAGUGCACCAUAUAAAAAAAAUCCUGGAGCACGCAGUGCAUAAUGAGAAAAAAAAAAUGAUCGUUUUUUUUUUUAAUUAAAACGCCGACUUUGUGAUCUAUUUUUGUAUAGUAUUUAUGGUUGUAUUCUUGUUUUCUUGGUCUCAUUUGAUAGAAUGGAAAAUGUAUACUAAUAUGUUUCCCAUUCUAUCAUAGUAAAUGUGAAACCAAUCAAAUGAUUGGUUUUACUAUAAAAAGAACCUGGAAAUGGAGCUCAAAGUUGGGGAAAUGUUUAAUUUUUGCCGAUGUUCAAAAGUAAACAAAUGAUGUCAUUGUCCAAUAAAUGUCCAACUAGCCAUUCUAAUAUGCAGUCAUGAAUAGGUUGACAUUAUUUGUUCAAUUAUUACAGUAUUGCAGUAGUCUGCAUAACAGUAAAUUUUCUAUUUUUUGUUUGAAUAAAAAUUCAAAAUAGAAAGCAAGAGUAAUAUCAGAGGAGCCUGGAGACGUGACUGAUGAACAAAGAAAAUGUUAUUUUAGAGCCAGGAAUGUCUGCAUUGUUCGUUCUGGACCUUAUUUUGAAAUUGUCAUAUUUUUUAAUUUUUGUGAAAUUGGCCAAAUUGCAAAUUUCUGACCACGUUAUUGGGUAGUUGAAAUCUGUAAAUGGGCAGUUUCUUGUGCUUAAUUGAUAGAAAAAACGGAGUUCUAAAGAAAUAGCUAUGAGUUUGGUCGACUGGAACAAUGGAAUUAGCCGAAAAUAGGGCUGAAAGUGGGCGAAAUCGCCGAUUUGUAAAUAUUGCCGAGGUUACUAACUUCAUGAGAGCGUAAUUCCAUCAGUUUUCCAUCAAAUUUUGUUCUUUUGGUGUCAUUACAAUCAGGAAAAGAUUCUCUAUCAUUUCAUAGGAUUUUUUUUUUUUUUCUGACACCAGGAGACAUCUCAGGAUUGGGGGUUGCGACAGUCAAGGGGUUAAGCAGAUCCUCAUUCCUGGCUUAGUUAACCAGCUACUCACUAACAUUUUUGAAACUCAUGGCUAAGAAGGGAAGGUAUCUAGUCUACUUUUUCCUGUCAAAUUUUUUUUUUUUUUUU